This is a messenger RNA of Nilaparvata lugens (brown planthopper), 1618 nucleotides long. RefSeq lists its product as uncharacterized. The transcript is spliced from 2 exons. Lineage: Eukaryota; Metazoa; Arthropoda; Insecta; Hemiptera; Delphacidae. The record is from RefSeq and is a predicted model, not a curated record. Bases 30 to 635 code for a protein of 201 amino acids.
GUGGAAAAUAUUUUCUGGGUAGCAAAGUAAUGACAUUCGACAAUGAUGGUAGUGAAAUAAUUCUAAGUAAUCCUAAAAGAGAUGAACAAACUGGAGAAUUAGGUGUACGCAAGUUUUCAGUUACACAAGGACUUUGCGAGCUGAUUUUCAUGAAAAAUCCCUACAUAUUUCUAGUAACUGAAAAAGAUAAACGCAUUUACAGACGAAUUCUUAAUUGGACUAAUGUUUAUAGAAAAGGUUAUCGUACCGAUGGCAAAAUUGCUAAUUACAAUCAAAUCAAGUAUAAGUCAAUAAUUAAAAAAAUACUACAACUCGCCGAUGAAGCUACUCCAAAGAAACCAUCAACAACAGCUGAUGAUGAUGACCUUCUAAAAAAAUCAUUAUCACCAGCAGCGGUGGCGGCUCGUACACCAUUGAUGCAGCAGCAGCAAAAGAAAGUACAAGGUCGAGGAUUGAAAACUCUGUACAAUAUUGUUCCAGACAACAGUGACAAUAAUACAUUCAUCGACUACAUUUACUGGAAUAACCCUAAUGAGUUGGUUGAUAGGCUCCACCUGCUUGAUGAAUCACACGCAGUUGGCAAUACUGGUCAUCAAAACGAAAUCAAUAAUCUACACGUGCCUAUUGUCUCAUGAUCUACGAUGUAAUUAAAGAAUACCGCCCCUUAACUGGAACGGUUCAUUCGGUCUGAUAAAGUAGUAGUAGUAAGAUUAAAAAACUUUUGAGAUUAUUUAAAAAAUAUAAUGUGAUUUGUAAACACAAACAAUGUAAUUGAAAAAAAAUUGUGUUGUUAAUAAAAAAAGGGGGCUAUAAAGCCGAAAAAUCUAAUUGUCUUUUUUUUAUUUUGUCUAACCAGCUAUUUAGUGUAUGAAAAGUAGAAGGAGGUAAAGUGUGUUCAAUUACAUUAUGAUGAUGAAUCCUAUUAACCAGGCCGCCCAUUAGAGAAAUUAGAAUAGUGGGGUUCUUCUCCAUUUCUAAGAUUUAUAAGAUGCCAAUCAGUGAAGCCUUCAGGCGUUAGAGGAUAGGGCACAUCCUCUUGGCGCUGUGGUUGUAUUGAGGGUAAUACGAGCCUGUUGCGUGUAUAAUCUUCAUCUUCUUCUUCAUAAUGGAAGAUCGGCUGUCUAUAGGUGGAGAAUGAGGUGUCAUUACUGUUAGGGCGGGAGGUGCUGCCGCGACGUCUAGGGUGGAAGGAGGAGGCGGAGGGUGGGGUCAUGCCGCGACGUCUAGGGUGGAAGAUGGAGUAGGAGGAGGAGGAGGAGGAGGAGGCGGAGGGUGAGGUCAUGCCGCGACCUCUAGGGGGGUAAUAUCUGUUAGGGUGGGAAGUGGAGGUGUUAGAUGGUGAAUCGAUUGAAAAGAAGGGGGUGCCAGUUAGGUUUAGUGGAACCACCUUUUGAACGGUAUUAAAAUAACGAUUUUUUUCCCAGCAAGUGCCAUUUAAGUCAACUUGUACUCCAACAUCUUUUACCCUCUCUUCUUCUUCUUCUUCCACCACCAAAUCAUCUGCCUGUGCUCCGUUUUCUUCUUCUUCCACCACCACAAUUUCGUUUACUCUAUUCAUUUUUUUCUCCUGAAAAAACAAUGCAUGUGAAUCGUGAAGAACAACACACACACACACACA